This is a messenger RNA of Schistosoma curassoni, 1326 nucleotides long. NCBI's taxonomy places the organism in Eukaryota, Metazoa, Platyhelminthes, Trematoda, Strigeidida, Schistosomatidae. The record is from the annotation of a GenBank genome assembly.
AUGGUACAAAAGCCUAUUUUCUUUGAACAAGUUAAGUCAUGCAUCCUAAGCUUUCAUAAUACUAAUGACAAGAGUGUCACGGACGAAACGCAUUUUUUACAAAGCUUAUGUGAGGCUAUAGAAUCUGUCCUACGCAUGGGACUAAAGUGUAGUCAUCGCCUAGUAAAGCGAAAGGAUUAUUGGAACUGGAUGAAAAGCAUUCCACGCAUUUGCGAAAAAUGGGAAAUAUUUGUCCACCCAAGUUACUUGCAGGCAAUCAAUCACGUUCACAAAUGCCGUAGUGUCACCACUGCUCAAGGACGUGGGCGUCUCCUUAUUCGUAUGUUAUUGAGUUCCGGGACUUUGGAUUUCCCAUUUAAGUUACUGCUAAAUAACAUGCAUUUAUCAGCUGCAUUCUAUGAGGAGUCCGAGUCAGUUAUGGGGAACGAUAUUCUUAUUCAAAUAUUUUGUUCUCUUGUCAGUGAGGUUUGUCGGAUUCCUUUUAAUUUGAAUGUGGAUAAUACGGAAUUCCUUGAUGAAACAUGGUGUCUUCCAACAUUUAAGACGUUUACAUUCGUUCCAUGCAAAAUGCUUGGUGCUCGUGUCGAAACGGUAGAUGGCCAUUAUUUAGUUACAGAAGUAGAUCCUACUGGAGUUGUUGCAGAAGAUCAUCAGAUAACUGUUGGUGAUAUUCUAUCUACCAUGUAUGGUUGUAUAUUACACAAUUCUGGACUCUUUUUAAAUAAUCUUCGAUCUCUUUAUGAUGGCCAACCCAUUCCAGUUGGUGUUACGAAAGCUCUAAUGCCUGACGGGCGUAUAUAUCCCCGUUUAAGAUCUCUUUUAGAACAAUAUGGUUAUGUCAAUUUGAUUACAGACCUCGAAAGAUCAGGACCAGUUCAUAUUAUUGACAAUUCGAAGUUCCUCAAUCAGGAACCUUGGUAUCAUUUUCGAUAUAUUGGACAAUGUGAAGUGGGUUCAAAUGGUGGAGUUAAUUUGAUAAAUCAAUCUAUUGUUUCUGUUCUAAGUAAUUUAAAAAAUUCAGAUGAGCAAUGUCCUGUGCAAAUUGAAUUGGGUGAAUUGGGAGUGAUUGUAUGGCAGUUACAGCGGAAAGAUAAUAAAGUUUGUCGUAGUGAAGAACCUCUUCUACGUCAUUCCUAUCCACAAAUAUCUUCAUGCGGUCGAAGAACCGAUGGGACCAAUUAUUUUGCAUAUAUAGCCGGUGAGGAAUCAUGCACUACAGCUAGUCAUUUUACAUGUUAUGUAUUUGAAUCAACGGAUAAAGAAGAAGCUAGAAGAAUUAUAUCCGGUUUAUCAAUGGGCUUUGAUAGAACACAUUGGACUUUAUAA